This is a messenger RNA of Drosophila montana, 1031 nucleotides long. It is a transcript of the gene cag, whose product is annotated as cag. The transcript is spliced from 2 exons. The record is from RefSeq and is a predicted model, not a curated record. Lineage: Eukaryota; Metazoa; Arthropoda; Insecta; Diptera; Drosophilidae. Gene Ontology annotation, cellular component: nucleus. Bases 300 to 998 code for a protein of 232 amino acids. Gene Ontology annotation, molecular function: DNA binding.
AUGAUAAACACAGCGUAUACAUAUGCCAGAAUAAAAACAAAACAAAAAUCAAUUUGUUCACAAUUUUAAAUAAGAUGUUGAUUAAUGUGUGAAUAGUCCUCAGUGAACGAGCUGUCUAAGUGAGCCAACUAAACGAAUAUCUGUCAAUUUGAGCUCUUGGACCCUCUUGUAAUAUGAAGCGGACUAUACACCUUUAGGAAAUCCUUUAGCAACAAAAACGAGGCACAUUAUGACAUAAAAAGGCGAAAAUAAAUUUCGGGAUCUCCCCGAAUAAUGUGUUUUCAGUAUUUGUUCAAAUAAUGAAUAUUAAAAACAUCAGAAUGGAAAGGAAAAAAGUGCUUAGUUUAAAGGAAAAAAUGGAGGUUAUAAGCGCGUAUGAUCAAAAUAAUUCACCAGUGCGUGCAUUAGCUAAAAGGUUUAACAUAGGAAAAACACAAGCUGCGCUCAUUGUUCGUGACAGGGAAACGAUUCGGUCGAGAUGGUUAUCCGGUGAAAACAUCAAUACGAAAAGAAGCUUCCUGAAUGCAGACGGCAAAAAACUCGACUCCAUGUGCUACGAUUGGUUUUGUAAAGCAAGAAGUCCAAAUACGCCAAUAUCUGGCUCAGCUAUUCAAGAGAAAGCGAAAGAAAUCGCUGCGACCCUUGGAAUUGACGACUUUGCCGCCUCUAACGGUUGGCUCCAAAGGUGGCGCAAGCGACACAACAUUAAUUCUCGAUGUGAGCCAAGAGAAUCUGCUGAUGUGAACCCAUUAGAUGUUCAUCAGUUUUUAGAAACUGAAAUUGAUAGUAGCGAUACGGUAUUUGUAAUUGACGACAACAGCAAUACGGAUACCGAUCUUGUGUCUGAAGUUUCUUGUGAGCUAAACACAGUUAAAAGCGCUUUAAUAUACAUUGCAAAUUUAAAGCAAUUUUUAAAAAACGAUCACAUCGCAUUUGAACAUUUAACUAAUUUAGAAAACCAUAUGCAAAAUAGACUCUUAAAAUUUAGGAACCUAUAAAAUUAUGAAUUACAACAUCUUAUUUUAAAACCA